AUGAAAGAAAAAACGAGAAAAAAGUUUCAGCACGUGCUCCUCGUGCUAGGAGUUGCAGCCUCCAGCGCCCUGGGGUGCCAGUUUGACAUCCAGAAGUCGCAGUUCUACUGGAAGAACGAAGUGAACAUUUGCACGGACGACCUUUGCAAGACAUACGACUAUCUUAAAUGCGGCGUGUCAAAAGAUUAUAUCCUCGACCAAGCUAUUGCGCACACCCCGGAGGACGUUCUGUAUGAAAUUGAAGUAAUGAAGAACUACUUUAACACCUUUAUUCCAACGCCAAAUAACUCGUUACCGUUCACGUGUGAUGGCGUCUGCUCCAAGAACACGCGUUCCAUCCAGCUGCAGCGAAUAUUCACCAAGGUAAACGUCAAGGACCCUAACAGCGGCGCCUUCCAUCCGGAAAACCAAAUGUGCAUCGUCAUCGGCCCGGAUAUAUACUACCAGCAGUGCGGGGGCCACUGUAACGUUCCAGACUACACAGACCGAUACUGCGUCCCGGAUCUCUCAGUCAAGGUGAAGCUGUGGGUUUACUGUCCGGAUGUGACGCCCAGUUGCCACAAAGUAGACUUUGAUAUUCCGCUCUCGUGCACAUGCAAGAAAAUCACGUGCCAGAAGGGCAUGCCUUUGUUCCCCGUUGACCUUCCGCACAGGCUGCUGCCACCGGCGCCGCCAAAUUGGAUUGCGGGAAAAGGUGUCGACGUCAUGAAUCCAGGAAAACCAACUGAAGUCAUGAAUCCAGGCAUACCGAUUGACGUCAUGAAUCACGGGAUACCGAUUGACUUCAUGAAUCCAGGAAUUCCAAUGGGAUUAAGCGUGUGGAAAAAAUAAACGUUGAUGAACUUUUAUGUGUUUUAUUGCGUUAUGCAUUAUUGUAUAUAUCCACUUGUUUGAUUUAAUCCUUCUCUCAAACGAUAAUGACUGAAGAUAACAUGUCGAGUAACCUGAUAAUGCCAAAUGGUAGAAUGGCAAGUCUAGAUCUUGUUUCACAUUGGCCUCGCUUUGUUUUUUUGUUAAGGGGUGUUGCGGCAGUUUAUUUAACCGAGGAUAUAUUUAACACCGAUGAUGCUAAUAUCACAACUCAGUAGUUUUGUUAUAAGUAUCAUUAGAAAUGACCGAGUUGGUUCACAAUACAAUUGUCAGUGGUUCGAUCCCAGGUGGGGUUAACUUUUUUAAAACUUUUUUUCUUUAAUUUCGGUCUUGUUUUAUACUGGAACCCUUAAGUCCUGUUAGUUACAUUUAUCAAUUUAAAGCAUUUGAUAACAAAUUUCAAAACAUGCCGAAAUCUGUGAACACGUACUUUUAAGUUAUUAAUGAUUAAGGUCGAGUUUGAUAUUGUAUGGUAUUAUGUUUAUGAUUAAAUAUAGUUUUUUUAUUAAUGUCUUUUGGUAGGCAGUUGUGAUCCCAGUUAAGAUUGUAAACAAUUUAUAAUGGUUAUGUAUAUUUUUGACAAUCUAUGAACCGGUACUUUGGUUUUGCCUUAUUGCUGUAUUUAAUGAAAUUUGACGUAGACGGUAGAGAUAGUUAAAACAAAACAUCUCUGUUUAAAGUGUGGCGACCCCCUUUUUUAUUUGUGUUUUAUAAUGACAAUACGUAGAUGAACAUAUUUGAGCAGUUUCGCAGAAUUCAAUUUGACAGAUUUUUUUAAAUUAUAUAAAUGUAGUUACGUUAGUAAAAAAAUGAUGUUUUUUGGGAUGACAUAAAAAUUAUAAAAAAUAAAUUUCUUAAAAAUUUAA
Molecule: messenger RNA, 1736 nt
Organism: Dreissena polymorpha
Lineage: Eukaryota; Metazoa; Mollusca; Bivalvia; Myida; Dreissenidae
Exons: 5
Coding region: 1-831 (276 amino acids)
Source: RefSeq, a predicted model, not a curated record